Molecule: messenger RNA, 1264 nt
Organism: Coccinella septempunctata (seven-spotted ladybird)
Lineage: Eukaryota; Metazoa; Arthropoda; Insecta; Coleoptera; Coccinellidae
Product: probable DNA primase large subunit
Exons: 5
Coding region: 61-1143 (360 amino acids)
Biological process (GO): DNA replication, synthesis of primer
Cellular component (GO): alpha DNA polymerase:primase complex
Source: RefSeq, a predicted model, not a curated record
AAUUUCCACGGUCUUAAGAAAGUCUACAAAAGCUCAUCUACCUCAUAUGCAAUACUCAACAUGAGAUUGGAUAAUUAUGAUAAAAAUGACAUGGAGCUAUUUUUAAAAAAGAUUGUGAGACAACUGAAGGACUGCAUACGAUUGAAUAUAGAAAGGCAUCUAUCAGAUUUUUAUUGGACCUUAUACAAUAUAACAACGAAAAUUAUUGAAAAGGAAUAUUUUUCACAUAUUUAUGAGAAACAUAGCAAAUGGGAUGAAAAUUUUGUUUGUAGUAAUGGGACAUUGAUCGCUAUCCCUUUCUGGUAUUGUAAUGAGCAUGUUGCUUCAAGAAAUGUCGAUCUAAAAAAUGGGAGUGCUCUAUUUGAUUGUUCUAAAUGGAGGAUUAUAAUAUCAACUUUAUUUACUUCCUAUUUAAAGAUUGUACUCAAUGAAAUGCAAUAUAGUAAUAACGUUUCCAAUGCAUUAGCUGAUGAUCGCAUUUCUGGUUGUCUUCAAUUAUUGAAGAACCAGUAUUCAAAAAAUGACAGUCAAGCUGAUCGUAAAAUUCCCUUGAAGAAUCUCGAAGAGGAGUCCAUAUAUUUUCCCUUGUGUAUGAAAAAUUUGUUUCACACGUUAAGAAAAAAUCAUCGUUUGGGCCAUAAUGAACGAUUUGAUCUGAGCCUAUUUCUUAAAGGAAUUGGGUUAUCUUUGAAUGAUUCCCUCAAAUUUUGGCAAGGAGAAUAUAGUCAACAACAUUCCUCAUGUUCAAAAUGUUCUCAUACUUGGCAAAACAAUGAAACAAAAUAUGUUUAUAGCAUAAGACAUCUAUAUGGACUUGAAGGAUCCAGAAAAAAUUAUUGUAUUAGAUCUUGUAAUCAUUUUCAGAGUUCUGGGCUGGGAAUCAAUUCUGAAGGCGGUUGCCCGUUCGUCCACUAUGACGAUGAUAAUCUGAGGUCAGUAUUGAAGAAGAAUUUACCAGGUAUGGAUGACGACGUAGAAAUUAUAAUAUUCGAGAGGAAGGAGAAUGCUACUGUCGCAUGUAAGCUUUAUGGCGAAUGUAUAUUGAAAAAAUUGAAAUACAAUUUGUCACUGGAAAAUAAGGAUGUCGAAAAUCCUCUGCAAUUCUUCAGUCUUUUGAAAGGAAGAAAACCCAACAUGACAUAAGUCAUAAUUAUAAUGAACAGAAUGACAUUGAAUUGUUAAUUUAUCGUUAUUACUAUAUUUUAUGUUCAAUAUAAUUUAUAGGGAAUUGGAGUACCUAAUAUACCUACCUCUUUUAAUAAAA